UCCACGUGAAAGAAUAAUACACCAAACUCAUUGGGAAACCAUUAUCCAAUGGGGCCUUUAUAAACAACACCUUUGAUGUUUCUCCUCUUUUCAUAAUCUCAUUGGCAUUUGAAAUGGCUUUGUUUGUUUUCCUUCUCUUUUUCUUCCUCACCUCAAUUGCUAAUGCUUGUGAUCGCUGUGUUCACCAAUCCAAAGCUGCCUAUUACUCAAAUGAUUCGCCACUUUCAUCUGGCGCUUGUGGUUAUGGCUCUUUAGCUCUUCCCUUGUUUAACGGACACCUGGCUUCGGGCAUUCCUUCUCUUUACAAAGAAGGUGUUCGUUGUGGCGCAUGCUAUCAGAUAAGGUGUAAGGACAAGAAAGUUUGCAGCAGAAGAGGGACCAAAGUCAUAUUGACUGAUCAAAAUGUACAAAGCAACAGAACUGAUUUUAUUUUGAGUAAGAAAGCUUUCUCUGCCAUGGCUCAGAAGGGCCAUGCCAAGACUAUUUUGAGACAUGAGACUCUUAACAUUGAAUACAAAAGGAUGCCUUGUGAAUACAAAAAACAAAAUUUGUCAGUAAGAAUUGAAGAGUGGAGCAAAAAGCCUCAUCACAUGGCUCUCAAGUUCUUAUUCCAAGGUGGGCAGACAGAUAUAGUUUUGGUUCAUCUUCAUCCGGUGAAUGGGGGAAGAACGGCGUUCAUGAGCAGAAGACAUGGCACGGGGGUAUGGGAAAUCGACACGAUGCCGGAAGAGGCAGUGAUGUUUCAAAUGAGGGUGAUUUCGGGGUUCGACGGGAUGUGGAUCAGGGCGGAGCGGGUGGUACCGCCAGACUGGAAGCCAGGGAUGAUCUACGACCUUGGAGUUCAGAUAGAUGCCAUUGCCAAAGGACAAGAGAGUUGUAAACAAUGCGAUGAAGGGCAUUGGUGAUUAAUGGACAAAAUAAAAAAAACACAAGACCAUAUGACAAUUAAAUAAUGGUCGUCUAUUUGAGGUUUUCUUUUAGCAUGUUUUUGGUUAUAAUUAAAUAAAUCCCUAUAAUAAUGAUCUCUUA
Molecule: messenger RNA, 1029 nt
Organism: Cucumis melo (muskmelon)
Lineage: Eukaryota; Viridiplantae; Streptophyta; Magnoliopsida; Cucurbitales; Cucurbitaceae
Product: expansin-like A3
Exons: 5
Coding region: 114-905 (263 amino acids)
Cellular component (GO): extracellular region; plant-type cell wall; plasmodesma
Source: RefSeq, a predicted model, not a curated record